Messenger RNA from Pieris napi, 4493 nucleotides. RefSeq names its product RNA polymerase II elongation factor ELL (gene Su(Tpl)). The record is from RefSeq and is a predicted model, not a curated record. Gene Ontology annotation, biological process: positive regulation of transcription elongation by RNA polymerase II; snRNA transcription by RNA polymerase II; transcription elongation by RNA polymerase II. Gene Ontology annotation, molecular function: cis-regulatory region sequence-specific DNA binding. NCBI's taxonomy places the organism in Eukaryota, Metazoa, Arthropoda, Insecta, Lepidoptera, Pieridae. The coding region runs from base 234 to 2159 and encodes 641 amino acids. Gene Ontology annotation, cellular component: transcription elongation factor complex. The transcript is spliced from 14 exons.
CAUUGCGCAUGACAGUCAGUGCGGCCUUGCAGACUGAGAGCGCUGCCAACAAAGGCCGAGUCGAUGGGGUUAAAAAAAAAUAUUAUUUGAUCAUCUAAAACCCUUUUGUUAUUGUAAUUAUAAUUUUAAAUAGGUUGUGAAUCUGUGAUUACGUUAAGAAAUGUGUGAAUGAUAUGAAUCGUGACGACUAGCAAAGGAGUCAGCUGGUCAAAAGUGCGAAUAGUGAAUAAGAAAUGGCGGCCUUGCCAGCAGGUGUUCAGUAUGCGUUAUCAUCAGAGUCUAGUUAUAAAGAAAACAAGGAACUAGUGUUUGUGAAAUUAACGGAUUCAGCAUUAAAAGCUAUAGAAGACUUCAUUAGAAAUAAUAGGGACCGAUUUGCAACACCUAAAAUACAGUUCCUGCCCGGAAAUGAGGGGAAAAUCUCGAUUCCGGCACCGUCCAGCGGAAAUGGAUCGGCGGGCGAAUCCACGUUUCACUUCAACCUUAAUAGCAAUGCUGAGAUGGAGGGUCCACAGGGUUCAUUUGAAUGUGUGCGGAAUGCAGUCGGCGGCACGAAGAGGCUGGAGUCGUGCGGGCCGCUGCCCAGAAGGAUGCGGGUGCAGGCCAACGAUGACUCGUAUGAGGCCACAAAAGACCGAAUGUCGAGGACCAUAGCUGCGGAACAGAGCAAAUGCACCCGCGUGAUAAAGCCUAAUCAAACGGACAUUGGAAGGCGUGUUAAAGUGCGUGCAACGCAUUCUAUGUACUCAAAUGGGCCGGUUGCGGAACGGCUCGAACGGCAAGAGCGGCUUGAACGGGCCGAACGCCCCGAUAGGCCUGAACGGGCCGAACGUCCCGAUAGGCCAGAACGGGCCGAUCGCCCCGAAAGACCGGAACGGGCAGAACGUCCUGAAAGGCCGGAACGGGCCGAGAAACCGGAACGUCCCGAAAGGCCAGAGAGGGCAGAUCGCCUGGAAAAGCCCGAGCGGUUAGAACGGCCUGCUGCCGUAGUUCCUCCCACAAGUCGUCCACAACCUCAGCAGCAGCCGCAGCCGCAUCCCAACCCUCAACGGCCUCCAUCCAACCCUGACCUUACGAGGCGACCUAUUAAAGAAAGACUUAUACAAUUAUUAGCACUGAAACCCUUCAAGAAGCCGGAACUGUUCACCCGACUUUGUUGUGAGGGUAUCAAAGAAAAGGAACGUAGUAUGGUGACAAAGAUUUUGACAGAGAUUACGGUGGCGAAAGACAAUUGUUACCACUUACGUAGGCACAUUUGGAACGAUGUCAAUGAAGAUUGGCCAUUUUAUACGGAAGAGGAGAAACGUAUGCUCAAGAGGCGGAAACCUCAAAAUCUAACACCGCCGUUAAGCAGCGAUUCGGCAAACUCGCUAUCCCCGCGGGCUUCGCCGGCGAACAAGCGUAGCGGCGCAGGCGCAGAGGAGCCCCCGGCAGCUAAGAAGCAACGCAUCUCGCACUACCGCCGCCCUUCGCCCCCUUCCUCAGGUUACGCCACCACUUCCUCUGGGGAACGGCAUGCGUCGGACAACGAGGAUGAUAGAACCGUGAAAAAGGACAACGGCUAUACCCUUAACUUCACAACUGUGAAGGACAUCUGCCCGAGUCCUGUGAAACCCAACGGUUUUAGAAAUAGUCCGCCCGUAGAGCAAACUAGUAUCACAGUAAAAGACAUCACAAAUACAGAACCAUUAGUAGAAAAUACAGCUUUAACGUCUGUCCCUGAAGAGAAUACGACGAAUGACCUCGUAGAAAUUGAAAGGCAAUACCCGCCCAUAACGAGUUCGAGCACGCGCCGCGCGUACAAGAACGAGUUCGCGGCGCUGUACACGGAGUACCGGGCGCUGUACGCACGAGUCGCGCAGGUCGCCGCGCUCUUCACGCGCCUAGAGCAGCAGCUCAAGCGAGCCGAGCCCAAGUCGCCCCACCAUCGGAGCAUAGAGCAGCGUAUAGUUGAAGAAUACCAGCGCGCGCGCAACGACGCCGAUUACCAAAAGGAAAGGCGGCGAGUCAACUACCUGCAUCGGAAGCUCAACCAUAUCAAGAGAAUGGUGCUUCAAUACGAUCAGCUGUCUCUAACGCAUAUAAAGGACUACGGGGAACUACCUCGAAACCUUAAGCCCGAGCGAGUGUCCGCCGCGAGUACGACGCAAGCGUACUGACACUCGGGCAAGCCGCCGCCCGCCCGCUGCAUAUAGUCGAGCAGCUAUGGACUCAGAACUCCCGAGUGGCAGAAUAUACCCGGUUUAUACAAGAAAAUCCAAGGCAAGGGUCGUGGCAGAAUUCCCCGAUUUAAUACUAUGCGAGAAUCGUGACGUUUGGUAUAAUAGGUACUGUAAAUGAUAGGCUAAGGGCAUGAAAUUAACUAUACUAAGUCUGUGAUAAUUAACACCUUAGGUCAUACAAUUUGUAUGGAUUAUCUUAUAAUUAAAUUAUGAAAGAUUCUAACUUUAGUAUAAAUUAGAUUUUGGAGAUAUGGGCUUAGUGACCAAAUUAUCUUUAUCCAAUUCACAUCUUUGCAGUUAAUUAUUUUACUUAACUUCACGAUUCUUGUUAUCCGUGCACGUGCACUUAGGAGGGAUCAAUGUAUAGCUGACUCGUUUGACUAGGGAAGAGAAAGAGACGGCUAUAUGUUGUGUCACGAAUUUGCUAGUCGGGUUUGUACGCGCUGACUACCUUGCUACUAAUGUUGGAAGUGUCAAAGAGUACUAAUAUAUUUAUUGUAAUUUUAGCUGAAUAUCAUUUAUAUUGAAUACUUAUUUUAACGUAUAUAUUUAUGAAUUUUAGACAAUUUGUUAUGCAUAAUUUCGUGAUUCCAUAUAUGGGUGACCUUUGUGCUUGCCAACAUUGGUCGAGGUCAAUACGAUCAGUGCAGGCCAAAUUGCAGUAUUGUAAAUGUGUGUAUAAUUGGUUGUAUGUUUCCUAAACGACGCUGCCUUAAUGUACGAAUUGUACGGACCUUAUUCUCUAUUAGUAAUUUCGUAGUGACCAUAGACCUCACAAAAGUCUAGGUGUGAGUCUGUGGAGCGGUAAAAUUUCUAUCAGAAAUUAUUGGAGAAUGAGAGUAUCAAAAUUGAAACACACAUGCACCUGCCGAUUUGGAACGAGAUGUAUAUAUUGCGGCAUAUUAUUUUAAGUUGAAGAGUUCUUCCAUUAUGUUAUCUGAUGUAAAAUAUUGAUUUGGAAUAUAUUGGAACACGAGCGACGUGUUACCGCUGUAUACCGGACAUGAGGGCCCAUUACGAAUUUUAUAAUAAAAACAUUUAUAAGAAAACUUAGCUUAAUUAAUAUUACAUAUUUUCGGACAUUAACUGUAUUUCAUAUAUAUGGAGCAUUAUUUUCGUUAGCUUUUAUCUUUCUACUUAGUCAUAAGACUUAGUGAGCGAGUGGAAAUAUAAAGGAAGGUAUCGAUGUUAUUUGCUCUUGUUAGUGUAGUUUGACAAUUGCAAGAAACAUUUUAUUGCCUUGAGAAGUCUCGGUAGUACUCUUAUAGUAGAACUUAAGACGCUGCUCAGAAAUGUUGCGGCUGUAUAUAUGGUGUUUUAAGUUGCAACUGUGGGAAACUAUCGAGACAAUGUUUAGGUGAUAUAUUUCAUUUUUAAUCUCAUUUGAUUUUUUUUUAAAUGUAAAUACUGAAAAUACUAUAAUUAAGUACAUAAUAGUCCAAUAGUAGUUUGUUCGUCCAAGUUUAAUUCCAUUGAAAUAUUGCCGUCUUGUUAUCGUUGUCCAAAAUUCAACUAUUAUUUGCCAAUUAUUGGUGAUGAAUGUUUGUACUGGUUUUAUCAUUUAAGGAAUUGGAUGGAUACUAAAUUUCAAUUGUAAAUGUCAAUUUAAAGGACGAAAUGCCUUUAAAACAAUUAUAAUUAUUGCCGUACAACGCGUCGUCCCUCGCUUACCAUCCAAUGUUCGUAUUGGACGUUUAAUAUACGCGUCUUGCCCCGCUUGCUUGUUGUAUAUAGUACAUUAUGAAGAUUUAUCAUGUUCUUGUUAAAUUUGACUAUGGGUAGUGUAAUAUUUCAAUUUUUCUUUAAUAAAAUAAUAUAUUAUAUUUGCUCCUUCGAGGGAGUCGCGUCGUGAUCGUGCCGGAAUCGCGAGCGUGCCCGUUGAGAUGAUUUGUUGAAAAGCGUACCUAAGCAGACCUUUAGUUAAUUCACUAUGAAUUAGAAUAUCCCCUUCCACUUUUCAAUGGCUUAAAUCAUAUUUUUAUAAUUGGAAAAAAAUAAUAAUAAUUAUAUCUCAACGGACACUCGUAAGUGAAAAACUCGUGAACGUCACAAAAAUUACUCGUGUAUAUAAAUCGGACCGAAAAGUAUUAGAAUGGCGGUGCGGCCACGACGCGAGCUCUCUAUGUUACGUGGUCAUAUAUUUGCCAAAUUAUAAAUACAUUUUACAUAAUAAAUUAGUUUUUAAUUACAAACGUCUCGCAAGUUAGCAACCGGCCAGUGUUGAACAUCCACUAGAGUUAAGUCUGGUCCUUUUCGCGUAACCCUCCAAAA